This is a messenger RNA of Orussus abietinus, 1080 nucleotides long. Its product is annotated as trissin receptor. The transcript is spliced from 2 exons. Gene Ontology annotation, biological process: G protein-coupled receptor signaling pathway. Gene Ontology annotation, molecular function: neuropeptide Y receptor activity. Gene Ontology annotation, cellular component: plasma membrane. The record is from RefSeq and is a predicted model, not a curated record. Bases 1 to 1080 code for a protein of 359 amino acids. NCBI's taxonomy places the organism in Eukaryota, Metazoa, Arthropoda, Insecta, Hymenoptera, Orussidae.
AUGAUCUGUAUGUCACCAGGAAACUUGUUGGUGAUUCUGGUGGUGACGUUUUCCCGCCGUCUAAGAAGCAUCACCAACUUCUUCCUCGCGAACCUGGCAAUGGCGGACCUCUGCGUCGGCGUCUUCUGUGUCUACCAGACGCUAACGAAUUACCUGAUGAACAGCUGGCGUUUGGGAGACUUCCUCUGCAAAGUCUACAUGUUCGUCCACGCCCUCUCCUACACGGCCAGCAUCAUGAUCCUGGUAGUGGUGUGCUGUGAGAGAUACUUGGCAAUCGUGCACCCCAUAAAGUGUAGGUCAAUGUUGACCAGACGUCGCCUAAGAGUCGUCAUAGGGAUAGUAUGGCUGCUGGCAGCCAUAUAUGCAUCCCCUAGGUUCAUUUACGUAGAGACCAUCGACAACCACCUGGACACUGGGGAGGUGGACGUGAUUUGCAUGCCAAACAUGAAGAAGCACAACAAAAACGUUUUGGACGCGGUGAAUCUCGUCUUCCUGUACCUGCUGCCUCUGUUUUUGAUGUGUUGUCUGUACACCAGGAUAGCCGUCGGUUUGUGGAGAAGUGGAACCGCCCUUGGUGGUCCUGGGCUAGUUGCCAGGGCCAGGAACGGCAGGGUCCACCACGUCCACACAUCCAGCAGAAAUGUUCUAAGGGCGAGACGGGGAGUCAUCAGGAUGCUGAUCGCCGUAGUGAUGAUGUUUGCGGUCUGCAACCUGCCACAGCAAGCUCGCAUUGUGUGGCUUCACUGGGAUCCAAACUACGACCGGACGUCGGAUUUCAGCACCAUCCUAACCGUCUCUACCUUCCUGAUCUCCUACACGAACUCCUGUCUCAAUCCAUUGUUGUACGCUUUCCUGUCGCGAAACUUCCGCAAAGGUAUGCGAGAGUUGUUGGUCUGCAGCUCCAGGGGCCAAGGUAGCAGACUGGGAAUGGGCUGCGUGGGUGGAGACACGGUUCGCAACGAGAACGGGCAGAACACAAACCCACCACACAGUUCCGUGGUCAGGCUGAGUUCGGCCCACGACAGUCCCUGCACCACGCAGACCAUCACCAGGCAAAGUACCUACGGAAGGAAUUCCUAG